AUGGAGAACCAUGUUGGCGAGCGGACCGUCAACAUAUUCGGACGUGUGUUCCCGCGCGACGCCUUCAUCUGCCGCCUAUUCUAUCUCGCCUUCUUCGCCAGCUUCGGCAGUCUGUUUCCAUUGCUCGCCGUCUACUUCAAACAGCUCGGAAUGACGGCGGCGCAGGCCGGCUUUCUGCUUGGCUGUCGGCCGAUCGUCGAAUUUCUGUCGGGACCGUUCUGGAGCCAAUUCGCGAGUCGCUUCCGCAAACAGAAGCUCCUUUUGCUCUUCUCGCUUGGCAGCUUGAUCGUGUUCACGCUGGCCGUCGGACUCGUCCAGCCGGUCACCCCAUACUGCAUUGUCUAUAUGCCAGAAGGCAACAAGACGUGUCAAACGAUGCUGGCACCCGCCGGAAACGUGAUCCGCGGCGGCGCCCUCGGAAUGCUCAAAGCCGCCGUCGUCGGCAAUGAUGGUCCGAAGCGGCAUCGGCGACAAGCCCAAUCGCCGAUCGUCGAGAAGAUCAUCGAUCUGAGCUCGUUCGACAGCGACGAGGACACCAUCGCCGGCAUUGCGCCCGAAUACAUAACGAAAGAGCGCGUGUGCAACUACGACGAGGACCUCUACGGAAUUCUCGUGUCGCCGCCGCACUCGACGCGCGUCUACCGUCAGCCGGCCGUCGAGCAGGCCUUCAUGCUCCUCCUCAUUCUCAUUUGCCUCUGCGAGUUCUUCUCGUCGCCGGCGCUCGCGCUAGCCGACGCCGCCACACUCAACGCCGUCAAGGACAAUCCGCAAGAGUUCGGCAAGAUCCGUCUGAUGGCGUCGGUCGGUUGGGGUCUCGCCAUGUUCGUGAUGGGCGUCGGACUCGACUAUUCGGACACGUUCCGCAAUCAUCCGUGUCCCGCCGAGAACACCACCGAGAAGAACUACACGCUGUGUUUUGUGAUGUGCUCGGUGUUCAUGCUCAUCGCGAUGAUGCUCGCCACCAAGUUCAAGUUCGACGACGACGUCGCCGCGCCCGGCGAAGUUCCGGGCCUCGUCAUGGACACGCGCGAAUCAGAAGUGUCGCACGUCGUCGCCGAGAAGGCGCGCGCUCGUCACCUUCAAUCGGACGCCGGCGGCGAGAACACGCUGUGGAACGCGCUCAAAUCAUUGGCCAGCAUGCACAUGCUGCUCUUCUUCGUCUCCGUCGUCGUCAUGGGCAUCGGCGCCGGCCUCGUCUUCUCGUUCCUCUUCUGGCAUCUUCAGGAUCUCGGCGGCUCGCCGGUCCUCUUCGGAAUCCUCUCGGUAGUCAAUCACGCCUCGGAAAUCGUCGCCUACUUCUAUGUGUUUCGUCUCAUCAACAAGUACGGCCACGUCCGCGUGAUGUACCUGUGUCUCGCCAUCAACGUCUUCCGCUUCUUGAUGCUCAGCGUGUUCGACAAUCCGUGGAUGGUGCUUCCACUUCAGGUGCUUCAGGGUUGCUGCCUGGCAACUGUCUGGACGACCGCCUCAUCAUACAUCUCGCUGAUUGCGCCGCCGCACGCCAAACAGCACGCGCAAUACGCUCUUCAAGUCGGAUACCAUGGAAUCGGAAAAGGAAUCGGUGGAAUCGUCGGCGGAUCGGUUAUCACAAUGAUCGGCUCUCGCAGCACGUUCGUGCUCUACGCUCUCCUCUGCCUGGUGACAUGCGCCGGAAGUUUCGGUCUCAACAAACUUUUCAAGUACGAGGGCAUCAAAUACGGCGCCGGAAAUUUCGAGGAGGAGGACAUGGACUUCAUGGCUCCACAAGGUGUUCCAAUGGCUCGCGACGGCAAACUCACCGACGCAUUCAGCUCCAACACCGUCGUCAACGCCAAUUACGGCGCCAUCAACCAAGAGGAUCCAACCCAAGACGCCUACGAUCGCUACGUGAGCACGACUCGGUAG
Messenger RNA from Caenorhabditis bovis, 1884 nucleotides. The record is from the annotation of a GenBank genome assembly. NCBI's taxonomy places the organism in Eukaryota, Metazoa, Nematoda, Chromadorea, Rhabditida, Rhabditidae.